Messenger RNA from Eufriesea mexicana, 366 nucleotides. RefSeq lists its product as uncharacterized. The record is from RefSeq and is a predicted model, not a curated record. NCBI's taxonomy places the organism in Eukaryota, Metazoa, Arthropoda, Insecta, Hymenoptera, Apidae. The transcript is spliced from 3 exons. The coding region runs from base 31 to 366 and encodes 111 amino acids.
ACAAAUUUCUCUUGUUACAUACCUUUGAAAAUGAAACGUGAAAGGUUAUCUAGUUCUGAUGAAGAGUCUUUGAAACCAUUUCAAACACGAAAAAAGCUUAAUCGUGUUCGAUCUACACUUGAAACGGACCGCGAAGACAACAAGACGUCUAUCUCAGAGUCUAUAGAAGAUAUUGAAGACAAUCCUACCAUUCUGCAUUAUCCAUCCUGUUCCGAUCCUUCCACAUCGAACCCUGGGAGACACAAGAGGAAAACGUGCAGACAUUGCAAAAAGACGACGAAAUAUUUUUGCGAUGGUUGUCCACCUGACCACCGGGGAGUAAUUGGGCUUUGCCCAGAAUGUUUUCGGGCCUACCACGGUCAUUAG